AUGCCUGGGUAUAGCGAUUAUAUUAGAACAAGGAUUGUGCUUCUAAAAGAAGCUGGCCACGGAGUCAGUAGUAUUGCUAAGGUCCUUCUGACAGAAGACAACAUUACAGUAACCAGAAGGGGAAUAUAUAAACAUUUGAAAAGAUGGGGGGAGGGAUUUGGCCUCGCAGAUCGUCCAAAAGCGGGGAGGCCUGCGAAGUUUACGGAGAUCCACAAAAAUGUUAUUGAUGAAGAGAUGACCCAAAACAAGGAACUGGUGGCAAAAGAUUUACGGGAAAUCUUAAAAGAACGAACAGGUCUCGAAGUCAGUUUGGCAUCAGUGAAGAGAAUGCGCAGGAAGUUGGGAUGGAUCCGAAGUAGGAAGGGGUAUUGUCAACUUGUGAAACUCGUGAACAGACCAAAGAGGGUGCAAUGGUGUAAAGAGGCAUUGGUUGUAGAAGACAAAUUUGAAGAUGUGAUAUGGACUGACGAAUGCACAGUACAAAUGGACAGCCACGGCCGUUUUGUAUUCCGGAAAGUCGUCUACGACAGCGAAGGCAACGAUAUAAGUGAACCACCCCCACUGCGAGCGAAAGUUAAGCACCCUUACAAAGUGCAUGUAUGGGCCGGUAUAUCUAAAAGGGGUGCAACGAANACAUUCCACUUCAUUGAAAAAGACAAUCACCGCAUAAUUCUGCCAUAUUCAUACUUCACUUUUUCAAUUGGCUUGAGCAUGUUAUCGUGA
Lingula anatina is the source of this 723-nucleotide messenger RNA. RefSeq lists its product as uncharacterized. The record is from RefSeq and is a predicted model, not a curated record. NCBI's taxonomy places the organism in Eukaryota, Metazoa, Brachiopoda, Lingulata, Lingulida, Lingulidae.